AUGAGACAUGGAAGGAGAAGCAAAAAAAAAAGAAGAUUGGAAUGUAGUAGAUGUGGAAGUUGCAGACAUUUGGCCCGUGACAACAACUGCCCAGCAAAAGGAAAGGCUUGCCUUAAAUGUGGCAUCUUAGGACACUUCAGAGAUCAAUGCAGGACAAGACAAACUCAGAAGAGGAAAUUUGAAGGAGGGGAAUCAUCGAACAGUCAGGGAAUAAAGAAGAAAAGCAGGACAACAAACAAUAUCGAGGAAACUGCAAACAUAAUCACGGAUGAAAGAAAAGUCGACUACAUUUUCAAUAUAGAGAACGACGCAAAGGUCACAUGUAACAUAGGUGGAACCAACGUGGAGAUGUUGAUAGAUUCAGGCUGCAAGCACAACCUUAUAACAGACCAAACCUGGGAAAGAAUGAAGAAAAAUAACGCUCAAGUUACCAAUCAAGAUUCGAAUACUGACAAAACGUUCAUAGCUUACGGGAGUGCAACACCGCUGAAGCUGUUAGGAUCAUUUAAAGCCACGAUAAAACUUGCCGGAAUAUCACAGGACGUCACAACAUUCUACGUGAUCAGAAACGGUACGCGUGACCUACUUGGACGUGUGACGGCAACCUCAUUGGGAGUACUUCGGAUCAAUUUGGAUAUCAACCAGGUCGGAACUGAGGCGUUUCCAAAAUUUAAAGGCGUUUUAGUUACCAUUCCGAUUGACGAUUCAGUGAAGCCCCUUGCUCAGCCGUAUCGGAGAAUUACCAUCCCACUUGAAAAAAAAGUAGAGAAUAAACUGAAAGAAUUACUAGAAAGGGACAUUAUAGAAGUCGUGAAAGGUCCUUCUAACUGGAUUUCGCCUAUGGUCCCUGUGCUAAAAAACGGGGGUGACAUCCGAUUAUGUGUGGAUAUGCGCCGAGCAAAUACGGCCAUACAACGUGAAAACCACCCACUGCCAACGAUAGAAGAACUGUUGCCUAAAGUUCGAGAAGCCAAAAUCUUUAGUAAGCUAGACAUACGAGAUGCUUUCCAUCAUAUCGAACUUCACACAGACUCAAGGCAUAUCACGACCUUCAUUACCAGCAAAGGAUUGUAUCGAUACAAAAGAAUGAUGUUUGGUAUCUCGUGUGCGCCAGAGAUUUUCCAAUAA
Messenger RNA from Parnassius mnemosyne (clouded apollo), 1128 nucleotides. NCBI's taxonomy places the organism in Eukaryota, Metazoa, Arthropoda, Insecta, Lepidoptera, Papilionidae. The record is from the annotation of a GenBank genome assembly.